Protobothrops mucrosquamatus (brown spotted pit viper) is the source of this 706-nucleotide messenger RNA. RefSeq names its product LYR motif containing 9 (gene LYRM9). The coding region runs from base 7 to 243 and encodes 78 amino acids. NCBI's taxonomy places the organism in Eukaryota, Metazoa, Chordata, Lepidosauria, Squamata, Viperidae. The transcript has 3 exons. The record is from RefSeq and is a predicted model, not a curated record.
UGGAGGAUGGCUCCUCUCCCAGGGGUAGAAUUGGUGAAGACCCCUUUACAGCUGUACCGCUACCUGCUCCGUUGCUGCAGGGUCCUUCCUGAAAAAAACCUCCAGGAUCAUUACAAGCACACAAUCCAACAGAGUUUCAAAGUUCAUGCUGAUGAAGACAGUCCUGAGAGGAUCCAGCAAAUUAUCAAAAGGGCCAUCCAAGAUGCCGACUGGGUGAUGGACAAAUAUAAGAAACCAAAGUAAAGGAGAAACAGUUGGUGGAGAAACCAAGAUUUUUUCUUAAAGCAAUUAGACCGAAGAAACCAGUUUAUAACAGUAGCCAGUUCACUGGAAGAGAAGAAACUCAAAUUCAGCCAACUUCUUUUUCUAUUGAAGGUCAACCUUUAAUAAAUAAGGGACAAGGUGUCUAGAGCAACUGAUCUUUAGUAAUUGAAUUUUCUGAGCUGAAAUAACAUGGCCUGUGCAGGGCUUGGAGCAGGAGUCAUCAUGAGGUUGCAUUUCCACAAGACAUAUUGCAUGUUCCCACAGGAUUGCUCUGUUAUAUGUUGCUAGCAUGCAGGAAGAUGGAUUAAUUUUGGACCAAGGGCUGCUCUUUCCCUGGAAGCUAUAAUAAAACCAAGUUUUGAUUUGCCUCAACUGCUGCUGAUUUCAUCACUUGGAUACUCUGUGGCAUACAUUCAUCCUUCCCAUUCACCUCUGUAGAAUA